This is a messenger RNA of Corylus avellana, 842 nucleotides long. Lineage: Eukaryota; Viridiplantae; Streptophyta; Magnoliopsida; Fagales; Betulaceae. The record is from RefSeq and is a predicted model, not a curated record.
AUGAGUUUUGAAAGGGGAACACUUAAUAACCAUAUUGUUGACAUCAAGAAGAGUGGUUUCAGUAAGAGGAUGGGAAGAUCUGAUGACAGAUUUAUCCUCUUUGACAAACUUCUUUUUGACAAUGUUCAAAUCAUUUUCGUCCGGAAAAUGUUUUUGGAGAAAAUCAAAAAACAAAAUGUGAGUUUGGGACUCGAUCAUAGCUUCAGCCCAUUGGACCUUGAUACGAUCUCGUUCCUUUUGGGAAUAUUUGGCACGGUGCUUGUAGUUAUGGAGAAUGGUGGUAGAUUCAAAGAAACAGGCGUGUGGAAGUUCCCUACUGGGGUUGUUAAUGAAGGUGAGGAUAUAUGUACAGCUGCAGUUAGGGAAGUCAAAGAAGAGACAGGAAUUGAUGCAGAAUUUGUGGAGGUUUUAGCAUUCAGGGAAAGCCACAAGUCAUUCUUUAGCAAAUCAGAUUUGUUCUUUGUUUGCAUGUUGAAACCACGCUCCUUUGACAUCCAGAAACAGGAUCAGGAGGUUGAAGCAGCCCAGUGGAUGCCAUUUGAGGAAUAUGCAGCCCAACCUUUUAUCCGAGAACAUGAGCUAUUCAAUUAUGUUGCCAAGAUAUGCUUGGCAAAGUCAGAUAAGGGCUAUGCUGGUUUUUCUCCAGUAUCUGCAGCUACAUCUUCUGGCAAAACAAGCUGCCUUUACUGCAACAAUCCAGAUAUACACCUAUUAACUUCUGGCCAUCAGUAGCUUUCAAUAUAGCAGUGUCAAUAAAUGAUAUGAUCUAUGCAAUUUGUCCUUAAAUUUUUUGUAUUGAAAUUCAAGUAAAAAAAUUAAUAUAGUGAAUUAUGACUUUUGUA